This is a messenger RNA of Rotaria sp. Silwood2, 2004 nucleotides long. NCBI's taxonomy places the organism in Eukaryota, Metazoa, Rotifera, Eurotatoria, Philodinida, Philodinidae. The record is from the annotation of a GenBank genome assembly.
CAAUAUUUUAAAGCGAAAAUUUUAUGGUAAAUAGAAUUCAUUAAGAUGUAUGGCAUUAAAAAAUUUCAGCUUAUUUGGUUAAGCCAUUCGUGAUAUAUCGUUGCAUUAGGACCCCCAUUUACAUAUUGGGUCAUUUUUAGGCCUUUUCGUAAAAUGCUCAUAAAAAACCGAGGGAUCAAUAUUUUGAAUCGGCUUGCGUCAAAAAUCAUAAAACACUUCCCUCUAUAACAUGUCUUAAAUUGAGAAAAAUCUAACGACAUCAAUUGAGCAGGGUCUCUAUGAAGUCGGUCGUGGCUGAUACGGACUGGCUCUUAACUGACAACACAAACAUCUCUAUUGUCAGAUCUGAUCAUAUAUAAAGACCGUUGGGUUCAAAAGGUGUGAUUUCAGAUUCAGCUUAUUCAAGACUUUUCAAACUGGAACUCAGACAGGACUCGGUUAAUUAAACUUUUUCGAACUGGAAAUUCCAUUGUUAAUAUUCCCAAUGGAGUUUUGUGAAUUCGAUCUAAAACAAGUUUUGAAGUAUAGGCGCAGAAAUUUGGAUUCUUCUGCCCUACAGGUCAUGCCAGAAAUAGACGUGAGACCGAAACCUAUUGCAGGAUUAUUAUGAAACACGAUUAUAUUCAACAUAUAUAUAUCUUUUUCCCUUCUUUCACGCUCACUAUUAUGAAUUAAGAUUAAUCUCUUUUAUGACUGACACAAUAACAGUUGACUGUAAAUCAUAAAUUGAUAUAAAUGGUGACAAAAUUUCUUCAUUUUCAAGUUUUGUAGUUUCGAUGUGUUUCAUAUUUUAACUCUUGAGCGAUUACGCUAACAAUUUUUUUUAAUCAAAUUUGAUGGUCGCUUAGAAGCAACGAUACACUUUUUCGAUUAUUUUAUAUUUAACGACUAGCACGUACAUGUUUCUCAAGCAAUCUUCCCAUUAAUGUAUAAUAAUAAAAUUAUAAUUGGUUCUUAAUUUUAGAAUAGCAUCCGUCAAGUCGGCGUUUGACUCCAUCAAUAAGAAGUUUUCGAAACUGGGUUCCAGUUCAGGGCCUAUCCAACGAGCUUUAUUCAUAUCACAAGUCUACUGGAACUCUGACAGAAUCACAUUAUGACUGACUCUUAGAUCGUAUCACAAGGCUAUUUAAUCAAAGAAUACAACUCGUAACGAUCAUUAUUGGACCCAGAGGAGUAAAAGCAACACUUCCGUACUUUGAAGUGUAGUGUAUCGUACUUCACUCAUACUUUAGAGUACUGGAGUUUUGCUUUUUACUUCCUUGGUUGGAAGUUAUUUGCAUUCUACUGUUUACUAUUGUUAGCAGAAUAAAUUUUCAAAAAAGUCGGAAACUCGUCUUUUAUGAUAAAAUAAUAUGUGAUAACUUAUCGGUAGAAUCGCUUACAGAUAUACAACAGUUUGAGAAAUCAUCUCAAUUUAAUUUUAUCUCUAAACUUUGACGAUAAUCAUGUUUAAUAUUUUCAAAUAAAUAGAUUUUAUCUCUUUAUUUAGAUGAUCAAUGUCAUCUUGUAUUUAAUGAUCGUGAAUUUCUUGCUGAUUUUCUUUAUCAGUUAAAUUAAUAUUAUAGUUUAAUAAUAAAAACUACACGUAUACGUUAUUAUCGAUGGGCAUUAACAAUUAUUUUUUUCUUAUUGCCAAUAUUAUAUAAUAUUUUAUCAAAUUUAAUAUCCCGUAAUGGAAAUGAUAAUGGAAUAUUUAAAAUGGAUAUUAAUUCACUUAAUCCUUAUACAAUUUUAUAUAAUACAGACUCAAGUAUAGAAAAAUAUUUUCAUGCAACUGUUAAUAAUGCAAAAUUAGAACAAAGUUUAGGAAUUAUAUCUCAAAUGAAUAAAAAUAUUUGGCAAAAGCGAAUAGAUUAUCUAUAUACAUAUGCAGAUAUUUAUCUUGGUUUUAAUAUUCCAAAAGCAAUUGAUGAUACAUAUAAAAUUGAAGCAUUAUCAUCAAAUUUAAUAUCUGGUUUUGAAAUUGUUUCAAUUGCACCAAAUACAUUUUAUAAAUAUAUAUAG